CCUCUCGCAGUUUAAUGAUGGGACCAAACGAUGUUGUAAUAAAACUACCAAGCGACUUGAUGAACAAAUGACUAAACUUCAAAUAAUUCCUCUUGUUAGACGUUGACAGCAAAACUUUGGCUCACUGCAGCAGCAUUCAGUGAUCAGCAACAAGAUUAUUGCUUCAAACGGUAGAGUCUGCAGAUUACCCUGUCAGAAGUAAACCAUAUGAUGUAUGUGUCAGAUGUAUUGCCUUGUAAAGCAGUGUAACGUGAAUGUAUAGUGAAGAUAUUUGUAGUAACUGACACGGUUCCAGUAUUGAAGUUAUUCAAUCAUGGCAGAGCAGAACAAGGAUGUAGAGGAAGACUCUUACUCACAAGGAAUGUUCUAUUUCAGCUCUCAGCAUUCAGAUGCUCUUAGAGCUAAUGUUGAAGCAUUUCGUGUGAAUGCUAACUACACUGAUGUUACUAUAAUUAUUGAAGACAAGAAAUUCCCUUGCCACCGAGCCAUCUUGGCAGCAGGUUCUUAUUAUUUCAAAUCAAUGUUUUCGUCUGGAAUGGAAGAAACACAUAAGAACUCAUUUACCAUCAAGCAAAUCGAUCCACUGGUGUUUGGACAUGUUUUGCACUUCAUUUAUACUGGGAGCAUCACCAUUACUACUGGAAUAGUCUUUGAAUUGUUCUCACAAUCUCACAUGUUCCAAAUCUCAACAUUAGUAGAGUUAUGUGUUCAGUUCUUCAAGGAGGAAAUCAGUGACUCGAACUGUCUUUGCGCAUUGUCUCUGUCUGAUGCACAUGCCCAUAAGGAGCUAUAUGAGUUCACCAAGGAAUAUGCCUGUAAACAUUUCACAUCACUCAUAAAAGAUGAAGAUUUCUUACGCCUCUCUGGUGAAUGUGUGAUAGAUCUGUUGAAUGACAGACGGCUAAAUUGUACAACUGAAAGCCAGGUUUUCGAGGCUGCUGUCAAAUGGCUGGAGUAUGAUAUUGAACACAGGAAAUCUUUCCGCUACCAGAUGAUGACUUGUGUGAAGUUUCCAUUGAUUGCUCAAAGCUACCUGCUGGAUUAUGUGAUCAAAUCCAAUCAUAUGACGUGUGAAAAGGGUCAAGAAAUGAUAGAAGAUGCAAUCUCAUUCCAUACUGUUCCUUCACGACGUAACUUACUACAAGCUUAUCAGAUUACUCCUCGCUUUGCUUUCUCUUACACGGAAGUUGCUGUACUCCUUGGUGGCAGAGUAGCUGAUGGUCUCAGCAGUGAUGUGGAGUUUUACAGACCAGAUACAAAAGAGUUUGUGUCUUUGAAACCGCUUCCCUUUAAAAAGCGAAACGAAUAUGCUGCUGCAGUGAUAGGCAAUGAGAUUUAUGUGUCUGGUGGUUUGAGAAGUCCAGAAUUAUGGAAAUAUGAUCUCACAUUCCAUUCCUGGAUUAGAGGAAACAACAUGUUACAAGCUCGAAGACGACAUGCUAUGGCUGUCGUUGAUAACAACAUUUAUGUAUUGGGAGGAUUUGAUGAAGAAUGUGUGCUAAACACUGUAGAAAUGUGGGAUAGUUCUUCAAAUAAAUGGACAAGCACGGGAAAACUACUGUUUGCUGUAGAAAACAUGGGUUAUGUUGCCUAUGGUAAAUACAUCUAUCUGUUCGGAGGAAAGAACAAUGACGAGGUUGUGACAAAUGUUGUACAAUGCUAUGAUACAACAACACAUACCUGUAGCAUCGUAAAGAAUGGUCUUCCUGCAAAUGACAUGUGCCUCAGUGCUGUGGUAUUGAACUCUCAGAUAUACGUGGUAGGGCUUGAAGGUGUAUUUCGUUACACACCACUAACUGGUAACUGGGACAUUCUCCCUGAAAUGAGAUGUGCUCGUGACUUUGUUAGCUUGGCUGUGCUGGAUGAGAAAAUUUAUUUAUUUGGGGGCCGAUGCAGGGGGUCAAAAGAGAACCUUUAUUCUGAUCUGAUAGAAGUGUACAACUCCAAAGACAACUCAUGGGAUGUUGUUGGCAAGAUCCCUGUGCCAAUGUAUUCAUAUGGUUGUGUGAAAAUAUUUCUCAGUCAAACAAAUACAUAAAAAAUCAACACAAAUUCUUUAUAUAUUGAUAUGUGAGUGAGUGUGUGACUGAGCAUGUGUGUGCUUAUUUGUUUGUGGUUGUACAUAUAAAGAUUGCCAAAAUACAAACCAUGGAAUGUAUCCAAAACAAUGUCUUACCUGCAGUGUGUUUAGGACAAUUCUGCACAAUGUGAUAUUUCUUUAAUAAUGAUUCAGGGAAAAGUCCACGGCAGUUUUUCACUGCUUUUCUCCCUUCACCUCACCCCUUUUUGUGGCUUCUAUUGUAUUCUGUUGGGUUUUUAUUUUAUUUCUUUUUAAUGUUUGUUUGCUUGUCUCCCCAUCCUCACCUCUUGCACUUCUAUCGUAUUAUUUAUUUCCAUCCCAACACCCACAAAACAAAACUUAUAACAAUAGCUUCCAUUCUUAAUGUCUCAACAGAACUUUAGUAUUUUCCUUAUGUUAUUCUGUCAUUGAUAGCUCGAUUCUUUUAAAAUAAAUACAGAUAUUUUGUUACCAUCUACAAUGGCAUGAAAUUGUCAAAGUCAGCUUUGACUUCCAUCUCUUCAGGGUUGAUCCAAGUAAGUACCAGUAAUACACUAAGGAUUUGGUCAGUUCGCUUUCAGUUAACUGCAUCUCCCUCUUCAACAAACGUGUGAUCUUGUACCACACAUUUCUUGAAGGGAAACAUAGAUUCAUCAUCAUCAUCGACAUCGUUUUUCUCAAGUGUUAAAUUAUUAUUACUUGGACUAUUGUUACACAGAUUGUUAUUCACCUACUACAACCUCUCACCACAGGACCAUUUUGUUUUAUUAGCAUUUACUAAAUAGAGAUUGAACCCUUGUUAAUGUCUUUGGUUAUCCUUUAUAAUCAUCAACCAACAAGACAAAUUAUUAUUGCUACAGAAAUGUUUUUUAUGUCUCUUUUUAAUUUUUACUGUAUAAAACUCUUGCAAGAUUUCAUUAUUAUUUUAUUAUUAUUAAAGUGGUGAGCUGGCAGAAUCAGUAGCAUGCUUGCGAAAAAUGCUUAGCAGCAUUCCUUCCGACCUUCCGUUCUGAGUUCAAGUGCCACCCGGGUCAACUUUGCUUUUCAUCCUUCGAGGGUCGACUUUGCCUCUCAUCCUUUCGGGAUUGAUAAAAUAAGUACCAGUUGAACACUGGGGUUGAUAUAAUUGACUUAUCCCUUCCCCCAAAAUUGUUGGCCUUGUGCCAAAAUUUGAAAUUAUCAUUAUUAUUAUUAUUUUAAAAGUGAUGGAUUGGCAGAAUCGUUAGAGUGUUAGAUUAAACGCUUUGCAAUAUUUAGUUGUGACUCUUUAAUUAUUGUAUUGAAAUCCUGCCAAGGUCAGCUCUGCCUUUCAUCCCUUUAGUGGGGCGGUCAAUAAAAUGAAGACGGUACUGGUCAAAGUAUCGAGGUCGAUGUGAUUGACUAACCCUACUUCCACUAAAUUUGCUGACCUUGUGCCGAAAUUACAAAGCAUUAUUAUUGCUAGUAUUACUAUUAUUAUUGUUAUGAAGGUGGCAAACUGGCAGCAUUGUUAAUGCAUUGGAACAAAAUGCUUAACAGCAUUUCUUCCAGCUUGUUACAUUUUAAGUUCAAAUGCCACUGAUGUCAACUUUGCCUUUCAGAGUCAAUAAAAUAACAGUGCCAGUGGAGUUGAUGUAAUUGCUUUGCCCCCUCAAAAUUUCUGGCCUUGUGCCAAAAUUAGAAAGGAUUAUCAUUAUCAUCAUCAUCAUCAUCACAAGGAUGGUGGAGUGUUGAAUAAAAUACUUUGCAGUAUUUGGUUACAUCCCUUUAUGUUCUGGGUUCUAAUCAUGCCAGAGUCAACAUUGCCUUUUGUUUUCCUGAGAUUGAUAAAAUAGGUACCAGUUAUGUACUGGUGUUGAUAUGAUUGAUUGUUUACCUCCAUUUCUACUCCCCAAAAGUUUCUGGUUUUAUGCCUGUGUAAAAAAUUGUUGUUAUAUUGUCACAACUUUUGGGGGUUGUGAAUGGCAUAAUUAGCUGAGCACCAGACAAGAUCUUUGCACUAUUUAGUUGCAUCCAUUUACUUUCUGAUUGCAAAUCUCUCUCUCUCUCUUUCUCUCUCUCUCUCUCUCUCUCUCUCUCUCUUUCUCUUUCUCUCUCUCUCUCUCUCUCUCUCUCUCUCUCUCUCUCUCUCUCUCUCUCUCUCUCUCUCUCUCUCUCUCUCUCUCUCUCCCUCUCUCUCUGGGGUGGGAGUCAACUUUAUACCUUUCACCCUUCCAAGGUUGAUAAAGUUAGCACCUGUUAAGUACUUGAAGCAGUUUGAUCAACUAAUCCUCCACUAUAUUUCUGGCUUAAUGCCUUUAUUAGAACUUAUUAUUAUUAUUAUUAAUGUUGUUGUUAUGGUUAUCAUUAUGUAUUAUUAUUAUUAUUAUCAUUAUUAUUAUUAUUAAGGUGGUGAGCUGACAGAAUUGUUAGAAUGCUUAUCAGCAUUUUGUCCAUAUUUACAUUCUGAGUUCAAAUUCCACCAAGGUCAACUUUGCUUCUCGUCCUUUCAAGAUCAAUAAAAUAAGUACCAGUUGAGUACUGGGGUUGAUGUAUUCAACUAGCGCUCUUCCUGCAAAUUUCAAGACCUGUGCCUAUAGCAGAAAGACUUAUCACCACCAUCAUAAGGGCAAUGUAGUUGAAAAAGAAAAUGUUAAUGAACGAAAACUUAUAGUAUCCAGUUUUGUUUCAUAACUAUUCUAAAUGCCCUGUAAGUAAUCGUAAUAUUCUUGUAGUUGAUAUUAUAAACUAUAUUACACCUCAACAGCCUUGUCCUUGUAGUUUAUAUUAUUAUUAAGUUGACUCCAUUUCCUCUAACAUGAAGAGAGAAAGAAAAUAUAUAAGUUAAAACUAUGGUAAAUUAUUUCGGUGUUCUGGGUUUAGAAAAGAACUGUUAUAAUAUUUGAUAUGGUAUUUUGGUUUGACAUUGAUUUAUUUCAUUGUUUCUUGUGAGAUUAUUUAAUAUUCGAUCAAGGUAAACAUACUCUAAAAGGAAUCACAUACAAUUCCUACAAUUUAUUAUAAUUAUUUUUAAAAAAUGAAUCAUUCUAACUAAUAAACUCUCCUUCCAAUGAAUACUUUAUAUCAACCUUAGAUUUCGAAGUGGAUUUUUCUUUUUUUUUUUUUUUAAUCUUUGUAUUAAACCUUGUUCAUCUGUUACUGAAAAUUAGGUGUUAGAUGAUUUUUAAAAAAAUAUAGCUUGUAUUUUAUGGCAAAGUAUGGAAGAACUGAUUGCAAAUAAGUGUCAACAGACCAGGGCCCUAUUAAAUAAUCAGUAACAAUGUGUUCGGUGGUGAGUAAAUUGAACCACUCUAAUAUGUAAAAUUAAAUAAUUUGACAUGUGGCCAUGUUAAGUCUGUGAUGAAAUACAGUUGUCUGGUGUUAGCUGGACUGAUCACCAAUGAAAAGACAUAAAAAUAACUGUCUAAAAACAUAGUAACAAUGAGCAGAUACAAUUAUACAAUGUGAUAUUACCUUGAUAUAAUUAUAUGCUGUGAUAAUGCCUGGAUGUAAUUUAUACAAUGUGGUAUUACUUGGAUACAAUUAUAUGGUGUGAUAUUGCCUGGAUAUAAUUAUAUGGUGUGAUAUUGCCUAGUUAAAAUGAUAUGGUAUGAUAUUGCCUGGAUAUAAUUAUACAAUGUGAUAUUCCCUUGAUAUAGUUACAUGGUGUGAUUUUCCCUGGAUAUAAGUAUUAUGGUGUAAUAUAACCAGUUUACAGAACAAAAACACUUGAUGUUCUGUGGUGCAGUUUGUUGCGCAAACAUAAUUUCCAGAAAUGCUACAACACUGUCUCAGUUGCUUGAUGAUUGUAAGAACAGCUGGAGUACACUUAAAUUAUGGUUUUAGAAUCAAUCUUUCUAAUACUUUUAACUAUUAAUAACCACUUCAGAUAUCCAAGGCAGCUAAAGGUUUGGUUUAUUGUUGGUGUCACUCAGAUCAAAAAGCUGGUAUUUCAUGGUGAAUGAGUUUUUCACUUAAGGAGGAGGAUGCACCUGCAUUUCAAAUGAAAACUGCCUAGUUUCUUUUUGUGUGUAUACACACACACAUAUAUAGAAUAUAUUUGGUUAAUGAGAGAUGGAAGAUACGAGAAUUUUUAUUUAUCACUACAUGUGUAUUACCUAUAUUUAAUAUAAUAUACUAACAGUAGUUCUAGAGUUACUGCCAAAAGUGUCAUUGCUUCAGUCUAUAGAAUUUUUGCUUUCUCCAGUUUGAUAUAUAGCAGUGCAGUCUAAAUAGCAAUCGCUUGUGUAGCACUGGAUAACAAUACUUGCUUAAAUUGCACCAGAUAAUAAUAUUGCUUAAUUAAUCAUGUUCCACAAUACUGCCACAAAUAAUAAAGAGAGAACUCUAUUAUAUGUAAUUGUUUGUGAGAGAUUUAUUAGCUACAGGUUUUUCUGACAUCAUGAAAAAUAAAUCAAUAACACCAUAAAUACUUUAAUUAUCGCAAUAUCCAUAUUUUUUGCUGCAACUGAAAACUGCUGGUAAUUUACAACAAAAUUUUGAAACCGACAGAAUUUAGUCACUUAAUGUCCACCUUCAAAAGACAAUUUUCUUUUCUUAUUAUAAAGUUCAAUAUCAAUCUUUUUAAAUGCUUUUUUUUUUUUCUUAACCUAUCUCUGUUGGUUGUAUUCAGUGGUACUUCAGCUUCAGAAUAAUACCUCCUUUCGCUUUUGAAUAUGAUAUUUUAAUUGAAAACUUAAGCUUUAUCUUGUUACAUUUACUUUCUACUGUUAACUGUGAUCACCCAUGGUGGCUGAAAGUUUGGAAUAGAUAGUAGACUGUUAAACAGAUGUGUUUGCAUUCAUCUGAUUAAAUAUGCAUUGAUUUAAAGCCUCUGGUUUAAAAAGUACUUUUGUUCUAAGGUAGAAUUCAUUGAAAGGAGAGUUGUAUAUUCUAUGUCUGAACCAUAUAGAAAAUUGUUUCUAAACAAGUUGAUGAUCAUAAAAUAGAAAGCAUUAGCUUUAUGAUUUGUUAAUAAUGUUGUUAUAUAAUUAUUAUCCUCAAGAGUUUAUCAUGACCAGGAUUAUAACUCAGGCUUAAUGUGAUCAGGCCAAUGUAGAAAAGUCUACUAGUUACCCAAGACUUGCUGCAAGAUGUCUAAUCUUCUCUGUUUAUAUAUCUUUCUUUACACACCAGGUAAUCUACCUAUAUACAAAACUCCACAUCCUUUCUCCCCCCCCCCUUUGUUUUUACCAUUUCAACGUGACAUUUCUUUGUCAACCCUUUUAAUUGAUAUUUUCACUUCCAAAUAGUUUUGAUGUUUUUAUUUUCUUUUUAAUAAACUCUUGUAAAAUAAAUAAACUCAAAUAAAUAAAGCUCAUAUUAUUUU
Messenger RNA from Octopus bimaculoides (California two-spot octopus), 7346 nucleotides. Its product is annotated as kelch-like protein 24. The record is from RefSeq and is a predicted model, not a curated record. NCBI's taxonomy places the organism in Eukaryota, Metazoa, Mollusca, Cephalopoda, Octopoda, Octopodidae. Gene Ontology annotation, molecular function: protein binding.